This is a messenger RNA of Aspergillus pseudonomiae, 2390 nucleotides long. RefSeq names its product amidase signature domain-containing protein. The record is from RefSeq and is a predicted model, not a curated record. The transcript has a single exon. The coding region runs from base 295 to 2184 and encodes 629 amino acids. Lineage: Eukaryota; Fungi; Ascomycota; Eurotiomycetes; Eurotiales; Aspergillaceae.
UAUCACAUACAAGGCCUCUCCACUCCAUACCAGACCUCGGAAACAAGAGAACGCUUAAACGAUGAGCGUCAAGUCAAUAAAUUCUCUUGGCCACAGAUCUUCCGUUCCACAAAUGCAUUUCAUUGCCAAAAGAGAUCAAAGUCAACUCUUGGCGAGUCAAUUCGGUUUUCGAUUUCCUGUUUCUUUAGCAUUCAACCUGCUCCCUCCCUUGUCCUCGGGCUGCCAUCAGUAUGUAUAAAUAAAGAUAACUCUACUAGUCUAUGAGAGAAGGCAAAAGCCAAAGAAAAAACUAAAAUGCGUUCUUCUAUUCUCCUCGUCCUCUUCUCAGCGGCCGUGGGGGCAAAAACUGUGCCCAACGGCCAAACACUCACCCUCAACGGCAUACCCUACUAUCUCAGUGGGAUCCCGAUAUCGAACUUCUCCCGCGAUACUUUCAAUAAAGCAAGUGGCGAUGUCGACAUCUUCCCAUUUACGGUCAUCCAGACUUCUAGCACCGUCGAUAGUAGUUUUCUGAGUCAAACAGUUACCAAUUUUACCCAGCAGGAUGAUGUAUUUCAAUCUGCAUUUCUUCAGACCGUCUAUUUGACAUCUUCUGACGAACCCUUGAAAAUCAACGAGCUGUCUGGCAGCGAGGUUUUGCACCAGUUCGAUAAUCAGAUGCUCCUAACAGAAUCUAAUACUUCCUUGUCUACGCCCCUUCCGAGUGGACCUUACUUUGCUUCCGCCCGUACAGGGCACGUUUUCAGAGCUUAUCGCCUCUACUCUGACGACACGUUGGCCUUCAUCUCGGCCGCAAUUAGCGAUGAGAAUGGUGGCUUUAUCCCCAUGACUGGAGUUACAGAGGGCGUUAUGACGAAGAAUGUCGCUGUCCCAUCCCGUCUCUACUAUACCCCUACUGCUGAAAAGCCUUUAGCUGGUCUCCGACUAGGCGUGAAGGAUAUCUUCCACGUCAAGGGUCUUAGAACCAGCGGUGGAAGCCGUGCGUACUACUACCUCUAUGACGAGCAGAAUAUUACCACUCCCUCUGUACAACGGCUCUUCGACUUGGGUGCUGUAAUGGUUGGAAAGAUGGGUACUGUUCAGUUCGCAAAUGGUGAUCGUCCUACUGCUGACUGGGUUGAUCUGCACUGUCCAUUUAACCCACGAGGAGAUGGAUAUCAAUAUCCCAGUGGUUCCUCGUCUGGUUCAGGCGCUGGCAUUGCCGCGUAUGAAUGGUUAGAUCUGGCUAUUGGUAGUGACACCGGUGGUUCUAUGCGCGGACCUGCCGGUGUUCAGGGUGUUUAUGGUAAUCGACCAUCAACUGGAGCUAUUACUAUGGAGAAUGCCUUGCCACUCUCGCCCCCGCUCGAUACAGCCGGUAUCUUUGCCCGAAGCGCGUCUUUGUGGUCAAAGACUGUCCAAGCUUGGUACCCCAAUUUCAACCGCAGUUAUCCAUCCCACCCCAAACAAAUCUAUCUCUCUCGCAGCAACUGGGACGAGUACACCACGCCUGAAGCAAACCAACAUCUCGAAUCAUUCAUGCGGAAGCUCGAAGAUUUUCUCGAUGCGAAUCGCACCAUCGUCAAUGUGACAGAACAUUGGUCAGAAACCCACAACUCACCCUCUUUGAUCAACCUUCUCAACACCACCUACGCCUACCUUGUUUCCGUCGGCCAAUGGAAUAAUCUCGCCAAAGGCUUCUUUGAGGACUAUGCCCAGGCUCACGACGGACGUCGCCCAUUCAUUAACCCCGGUCCACUAGCACGCUGGGAAUGGGGACAAGCAAAUGGUGCAAACGCAUCAUACGACGUUGCCCUGCAGAAUAUGACUAUCUUCCGAGACUGGUGGUCGACGUCCGGCUACGGACGACCUGACAAUGAAUCUUGCUCAGAGGGCAUCUUCGUCCACGCCUGGGCGACUGGAGCAGCAGACUACCGCAACCGGUACUUCAACCCCCCUGGUCCCCCGUUCGGAUUCACAGACGACGAUAUCGCCAUUUACGCAGGCACACCCGAAGUCGUGGUCCCGUUGGGCGAAUCUCCAUACAACAGUACCAUCACACUGCAUGAGGAGUAUCUCCCUGUUUCAAUCGGCCUGCAGAUGGCUCGAGGCUGCGAUCGGGCACUUGCGGAGUUGGUGGACGAUCUGGGCAAUGCAGGUAUUUUGAAGCCUGUUUCUGCGGGUUCACGAUUGUAUUCUUCUUAAAUAGAUGUCGUUAUGUGUUACAUAUUCGCUAUAUACCUUAAUAUAUUUAGCUAAUAUAUCCCACCACAAUUGUGCAAAAUCAGACUUGGCUCCGUUUAGAAGACCAUAUCCAGGCAGUCAAGAGUUGUAUUAAGGAUAGGCUUGAACGCUGCCCAAGCGGGAUUAUACAACCUGCGUCGCCAUAGCAAACAACUCUGCAUUCUAUU